Molecule: messenger RNA, 1972 nt
Organism: Pseudophryne corroboree (corroboree frog)
Lineage: Eukaryota; Metazoa; Chordata; Amphibia; Anura; Myobatrachidae
Gene: GNL3L
Product: G protein nucleolar 3 like
Exons: 15
Coding region: 61-1749 (562 amino acids)
Cellular component (GO): nucleolus
Molecular function (GO): GTP binding
Source: RefSeq, a predicted model, not a curated record
UCGUUUUUACGGCGCCUCGCUUUCCGGCUGUGACCGAGCAGCAGCAGCAGCAGCCUCGCCAUGUCCCGCCGCAAAGGACAUCGGCGGCACGGGAAGGGAGCCGGGAGGACUCAGGAGAACCAUCCUUUGAAUCCAGGGAAGAAUGUCAAGAAAGAUCCUGGUGUACCGAACCUGUCCCACUUCAAAGAGCACACAAGAAGAGAAGCCGAGCAGAAGAAGAAAAGGGUGGAAGAGAUGAGGGCGAAGCAAAAAGCCGCCAGGGAGAAGGAGAUGACAAAGAGACGGAGCUUGGACACUUUUCAGAAGGACAUCUUAAAGCGGCAGCGGGAGUUCGAGCAGAAGGAGGCAGAUCUGAGGAACCUGGAGAAGCACGAUCAGCUGGAGAAUGAGAGUUCUAGAAAAGCCUAUUACCGGGAAUUUAAAAAGGUGGUAGAUGCUGCUGAUGUUAUUCUGGAAGUGUUGGAUGCCAGGGACCCGCUGGGUUGUCGCUGCCCUCAGGUGGAGCAGGCUGUGGUGCAAAGUGGCACAAACAAAAAGCUAGUUCUGGUCCUUAAUAAAAUAGAUCUGGUGUCCAAACCCAUAGUGGAGAAAUGGCUGAAGUAUUUGCGGAACGAGUUCCCGACUGUGGCUUUCAAGGCGUCGACACAGCAGCAAAAUAAGAACUUGCAACAGAGCAGAGUCCCGGUCACACAGGCGUCUGAGGAUCUGCUUAGCUCCGGAGCCUGUGUUGGGGCUGAUUGUCUAAUGAAACUGCUGGGGAACUACUGCAGAAAUCAGGACAUCAAGACCUCUAUAACGGUUGGGAUUGUUGGUUUUCCUAAUGUAGGAAAGAGCAGUUUAAUCAACAGCCUGAAGAGGGCGCGUGCGUGCAGUGUGGGAGCAACACCUGGGGUAACCAAAUGUCUGCAAGAGGUUCACCUGGACAAACACAUUAAGCUUCUGGACUGUCCUGGUAUCGUGAUGGCCACAUCCACAUCCGAUGCCGCCAUGAUCCUGCGGAACUGUGUGAAAAUUGAGCAGCUGUUGGACCCGGUGGGGCCGGUGGAAGCCAUCCUAAGACGCUGCAAUAAAGAUCAGAUCAUGCAACACUACAAGGUGACGGAUUUCCGGGACACCUUGGAGUUCCUGGCUAUGCUGGCGAAGAGGCAGGGGAAGCUGAAGAAAGGGGGCACGCCAGACCAUGAAAAGGCCGCUAAGUCUAUUUUAACAGACUGGGUCAGUGGUAAAAUCAGCUACUUUACACACCCGCCGGAGACCCACACGCUCCCCACACACAUCAGCGCAGAGAUUGUGGCAGAAAUGGGGAAGGCGUUUGAUUUUGAAGCCCUGGAGCUGGAUAAUCACGAGUCUCUGUCGAAAAUCCAGUCCGCGCCCCAGGGAAUAGCUAUGCAGGCCUCCGAUCUGACGGCAGGGGCAGGAGCGCAGGUGGAGGACGUUGCGUUGGAGGAAUCGAGUGACGAAUCUGAGGCACCAGCUGAUGUAAUGGAAGAAGAUGUAGAUAAUGAGUUUGGACCUAUGACCGUUGAAAUUAAAGCAGCCAAAAGCAAAGGCCCGACCGACAUGGAACGGAUAGUCCCCAAAGCUCCCAGUCUGAAAGAUAUCCAAGCGGUGGAUCCUCUGCAACAAGGGCAGGCCCUGCGCGCAGCCGGCAAGAGGCGGAAGAAGCUGCAGAAGAGAGCGAAUAAAAUAGCCACUAAGUUAUCGGACACACUGAUACAAGCCAUGGACUUCAGGCUGGGCGACGACUGAACAUAAAGAUUGGACGCAAACUUCCGCCAGCUGAAUGUAAUGAUUCUGCCACCACCAUGAAACCUGUCUUGUAUAGCUGAAUAAGGACUGUAUUGUGGCAGAAUGGUAGCACGUUGUCAGCAUCGCUCUGCUCUGACCGUUACCAUUACAGGGACAGUAUAAUAACGUGACUUGCUGUGAAGCCAUGAUGGACCCUGAAAAUUAAAACAACAUUCUCACACAA